Molecule: messenger RNA, 2576 nt
Organism: Aptenodytes forsteri (emperor penguin)
Lineage: Eukaryota; Metazoa; Chordata; Aves; Sphenisciformes; Spheniscidae
Gene: WDR75
Product: WD repeat domain 75
Exons: 20
Biological process (GO): positive regulation of rRNA processing; positive regulation of transcription by RNA polymerase I
Cellular component (GO): nucleolus
Molecular function (GO): protein binding; RNA binding
Source: RefSeq, a predicted model, not a curated record
UUCUCCAGGUACCUGCUAUGUGCCUCCGGCGACUUCGUGAAGAUGUACAGCGUGGCCACCGAGGAGACGCUGCGGGUGAUGGGGGGCCACGCCGACCUGGUGACAGGCAUCCAGCUCAACCCCCACAACCACAUGCAGCUAUAUUCUUCCUCUGUUGAUGGCAGCAUUAAGCUGUGGGACUUCAUGGAUGGGAUUCCCAUUAAAACUUUCGUUGUAGGAUCCAAACUUCUUGCACUGUACGCACUUGCUUGUUGUGAGGACUCCGUGUUUGUUGUAAUUCCAAAGCAUGGUGAAAGAGAUACGUUCCAACUUGUCUCAGUUAAGCUGUCAAAAGCAGCAGGCCAAGAUUUGGAAGCCAAGGAAUUAUCGGUGGUUUUGGAUGGUGUGGAUGCAUCACCAAAGCGUAUUGCAUUUGGGAGAGAAGGUGAAUAUGUGGCAUCAGUGAAGGACGUUAAUCUCCAAGUUUAUUUUUUUAAACAGAAACAGUUGAACAGGUUUUCUGUAAGUGCAACCAAGACAAAAAGUGGAAACAAUCACUUCACUUGCAUAGCAUGCCAUCCUACGGAGGAUUGUAUUGCAACUGGCCAUGCUGAUGGAAAGAUUCGCCUCUGGAGGAAUUUCUACCACAAGAAAGAGUACACAUUUUCCACACUGCACUGGCAUCAUGAUACCGUCAUGGAUCUAGCUUUUUCUAUGGAGGGAACCAGCUUGCUGAGUGGUGGAGUUGAAUCUGUUCUAGUUCUGUGGCACAAUGAAUCAGACUGUCAGAAGGAUUUCCUUCCUCGUUUGGGAUCUGCUAUUGAGUACAUCUCCAUGUCAUCUGAUGGCGCACUCUGUUGCACCUUGCAUACAGACAACAGAAUUACAAUAAUCAACAGCAACCUAAGAUUUUCCAAAAGUAUUCAAGGGCUAAUCAAAAGUACGGAUGUCAAGACUGGUCUAGUGGUUGAUCCUAGAACCAAAGCUUUAGUCCUGAAUGGAGAGCCUGGCCACUUGCAGUUCUAUUGUCUCCAAAGUGACCAACAGCUGUUCAGUUUGGAUAUUGUGCAACGACAAUACAUUCAUCAGGCAGGUUUAAACCAAGCUGACUUGGUAAAAGUUGCGUUUAGUGCACAAGGCAAGUGGUUAGCCACAGUAGAAGAGAGAGAAGAAGUAACUGACCCUGAGUUACAGUUGAAGCUGUGGUUCUAUGAUGAAGAAACACAAAGCUUUAAGCUGAAUACUAGAAUAAAUAUGCCCCAUGAGGACCACAUAACAGACAUGUGCUUUCGUAACAUGGAUGAAUUGGAAGAUGACUCUCUGAUAUUGGUAACAGCUGGCAAAGAUUGUGUGUUUAAAGUCUGGGUGAUGGUAGAAGACACUGAUCCGGAAGCACAGCAAAGCGUGAGCUGGAGCUGUGACUUUGUAGGCAGCUACCACAACUACCAAGCUACUAACUGCUGUUUCUCAGAAGAUGGCUCUUUGCUUGCUGUUAGCUUUGAAGAAACUGUCACUGUAUGGGAUUCAGUUACUUGGGAUCUUAAGUGUACAUUUUGCCACCCACCUGGAAAAAUAAGGAACAUCUGCUUUGGGAGACUAACAUGUUCCAAGUACCUUAUUGGUGCCACUGAUUAUGGCUUUCUGUGUUGCUGGAACCUGCUCAGUUGUGCAUUGGAAUGGAGUGCUCACCUCAAUGUCUUAGUUCUGCAGCCUGAUCCCCUUUCAGAACAUAUUGCUGCUGUCUCGUGGCUCUCAAAAGAGUCCAGCUUGUUUGUGUUUAAACCAAAUGAGCCACGGCCAAUCUACAUCCAGAGAAACCUUUGUAAAGAAAAGAUCCAGCUUGCUGCCUUCGUUCCAAGAGAUGAACCUGAAACGAUUGGCUCAGAAAAAUACCUUUGGCUAAGAAGAUCCCAACUGUUUUUUCUUACGGAUACGCAAGAGCUAAUGACGCUUAGCACAAAGUCUCUAGAAGAAAGGCUUACUCCAUCAAGCAAACAGCUGGCAGUAGAAGAAAGUCUUGCUGUGACCCCAUUUAGCUUGCUAUUGGGAAAGCACAGACGUCAGCAAUCACAAGAGGAUAUAGACCUUGGAAAACUAGUUGUUCGUAAUAAGCAUGAGCAAGAUUCACCUGCUGUCAAAGAGCUUUUGCACACUCCAGCACAUGUUUUGCCAUCUGCUUCCUUCCUCUGUCCUAUAUUUAUUAAUUCAUUGCUCAUCUCCAAAGAGAACAAAAGUGCUGAAGAAGUUGCUGAUGAAGUAGAAAUGGAAAGUGAAAAAACAGAGGAUGAUUCAGAUGAGGAAAGAGAUGUUACUGAAACGGAACAAGAAGAUACAAGUCCUAUGGAAUUAUUAGGAGAGAUGACAUGUAAACUGUCUAAAUCCCAGGAGAAAGAGCUACGAAAAAUAAGAAAAAUGGACUACAGUUGGAUAUCAGCUUUCUAAACAGACAUCUUGUGUUUUUUAUACUGUAAGCUGAAGCUUUGUGGAUUAAAUAUUCUUCAGAAAAAUCUUUCAAGUCCUUUGGCCCUAAAUUUUAGCAGCCUCUAUUUCCAUAAGAAAGGAGAACUGGGGGGAGGGAUUAAAGUUUUGAAAAGCUG